AUGACGUCAUUUGUAAACUCGUUACCAUGCCAAAAAAGGACCAACAUACAAGCGCCACGAGUAUUACGUCUUCUUGAGGAAAAAUACAUUUUCGUGAAGAAAAAGACAAGAAGUGAAAUUCCACUUCUUACAACCACUCCAUUUCCACGACGAAGAACUACUCGAGUUGCAGACGCUUCAAACAUACCGGGAACUACUUAUUGUCCGUGGGUCUGGGAACAGGACGAUGAUCCCGAACGUGUCCCGCGGAUAUUAGUAAAAGCUAAGUGUCCUGGAUGUAAACAUUUUUGUAAACCUGUACACUACCACCACACGGUUCUAAUAGCAAAAUGCGACAAAACUACUGGUCACAAAGUAUGGAAGUGGAGGGAGAGAAAACUUGCCGUGGCAUAUGUUUAUGAACCUUACGAUUGA
Messenger RNA from Pocillopora meandrina, 414 nucleotides. Lineage: Eukaryota; Metazoa; Cnidaria; Anthozoa; Scleractinia; Pocilloporidae. The record is from the annotation of a GenBank genome assembly.